Molecule: messenger RNA, 1178 nt
Organism: Canariomyces notabilis
Lineage: Eukaryota; Fungi; Ascomycota; Sordariomycetes; Sordariales; Chaetomiaceae
Product: NAD(P)-binding protein
Exons: 4
Coding region: 1-972 (323 amino acids)
Source: RefSeq, a predicted model, not a curated record
AUGAUGGGCAACGUCUUAAGCCAGUUCUACUUCAUUCCGACCCCGCAUCUCACUGAGAAGAACUGUCCCGACCAAACAGGGCGGGUGUUCCUCGUGACUGGUGGCUAUGCCGGUGUGGGCUUCGAAUUAUGCAAGAUACUCUAUGACAAAAAUGCGACUGUUUGGAUCGCAGGCCGCAGCGAAUCUAAAGCCCAAAAGGCAAUUUCGAGCAUCAAGGAAGCGUCACCCAAGAGCAACGGCCGCGUCGAGUUUCUGUACCUUGAUUUGGCCGACCUGUCCACCAUCAAACCCGCGGUCCAAUGUUUCACUGCUCGAAACAACCGCCUCGAUGUCUUGGUGAACAAUGCCGGCGUCAUGUACCCUCCCAAGGGGAGCACCGAUGCCCACGGAAACGAGCUGCAGCUAGGCACUAACUGCCUCGGGCCGUACCUACUCUACCGGCUGCUGCUCCCCCUCCUCACGCAGACGGCCGCCUCCUCGCCCACAGCGAGCGUGCGCGUGGCAUGGGCCGCAUCCAUCGCCGUAUUCGUCACGGCGCCGAAACCGCACGGCAUCGUCCUCGGUGACGACGGUCGCCCCACCGACCAGGGCGUGGUCUUCAACUACGGCCAGACCAAGGUCGGCAACGUCUUCUUCGCGCGCGAGGAAGCCGAGACGACUCCCCACACGGGCGUCGUGCAUGUUGCGUUCAACCCGGGCAAUCUGCGCACUGAGCUGCAGCGGCACUGGACUGGACCGGGAGCUUGGUUCACGGACAAAUUUAUCGUGUAUCCGGCCAUCUACGGCGCGUACACGGAGCUAUGGGCCAUACUUACGCCCGAGUUGACGCCCGACAAGAGCGGGGCUUAUGUCUAUCCCUGGGGUAGGCUCGGUAGUCUUCCUGAUGGGGUCGAGGAUGCCAUGAAAGGGGAGAGGGGUGUCGCAGCUAGAUUCGUGGAAUGGUGCCGGAAGCAGAUCGAACCCUAUGAGUAGCGCGGACUGAAUGGAUCGCGCCUGGCGUCCCGAACUUGACGUGCCGAUCAAAGUUCAACUUUGUUGAUUGACGGAGCAAACAGAUAACCGAAGAUUAUUCUCUUGUAUUAGUACCCAACUUGAACUUGGCGACGGAGCCAUUGAGCGAGCCUGCUAGUACCAACCAGGAACUAUAUAAACCCAACAUCUGAUACCAUCUACACCGU